Messenger RNA from Acomys russatus (golden spiny mouse), 2576 nucleotides. RefSeq names its product solute carrier family 6 member 17 (gene Slc6a17). The transcript is spliced from 12 exons. The coding region runs from base 237 to 2420 and encodes 727 amino acids. NCBI's taxonomy places the organism in Eukaryota, Metazoa, Chordata, Mammalia, Rodentia, Muridae. Gene Ontology annotation, cellular component: synaptic vesicle; plasma membrane. The record is from RefSeq and is a predicted model, not a curated record. Gene Ontology annotation, biological process: L-leucine transport; alanine transport; sodium ion transmembrane transport.
UCCCGGUCCCCCCAGCCUCGGCCGGGGCCUGUCGCUGCCUGACUCCAGUUGCCCUCGGGAAGGACGGUGCACCCGCGACCCGUCGGGGGAGCACGACCACUCCGCGGGAAUUCAGGGGCCGAGUCCACGAGACGGCCCACGCGGGACAGGUUUUUGGAUGAGAAAGAGCUGACAGGAGCCGAGCCCCACCUUUUCUGUGUGCUGGGGAUCAGGGCGACGCAGCCCCAGCGGUACCCAUGCCGAAGAACAGCAAGGUGACCCAGCGUGAACACAGCAAUGAGCAUGUCACUGAGUCAGUGGCUGAUUUGCUGGCCCUCGAGGAGCCUGUGGACUAUAAGCAGAGUGUACUGAAUGUGGCCGGCGAGACAGGUGGCAAGCAGAAGGCGGCGGAGGAGGAGCUGGACGCAGAGGACCGGCCGGCCUGGAAUAGCAAGCUGCAGUACAUCCUGGCCCAGAUUGGCUUUUCUGUGGGCCUUGGCAACAUCUGGAGGUUCCCCUACCUGUGCCAGAAAAAUGGAGGAGGCGCCUACCUGGUGCCCUACCUGGUGCUGCUGAUCAUCAUUGGCAUCCCCCUUUUCUUUCUGGAGCUGGCUGUGGGCCAGAGGAUCCGCCGUGGCAGCAUUGGUGUGUGGCACUACGUGUGCCCCCGCCUAGGGGGCAUCGGCUUUUCCAGCUGUAUUGUCUGUCUCUUUGUUGGGCUGUACUACAAUGUGAUCAUUGGGUGGAGCGUCUUCUAUUUCUUCAAAUCUUUCCAGUACCCGCUGCCGUGGAGUGAAUGUCCCGUCAUCAGGAAUGGGACCCAGGCAGUCGUGGAGCCUGAGUGUGAGAAGAGCUCAGCCACUACCUACUUCUGGUAUCGAGAGGCCUUGGACAUCUCCAACUCCAUCUCAGAGAGUGGAGGCCUCAACUGGAAGAUGACGCUCUGCCUCCUGGUGGCCUGGAGCAUCGUGGGCAUGGCUGUAGUCAAGGGCAUCCAGUCCUCUGGAAAGGUAAUGUAUUUCAGCUCCCUCUUUCCUUAUGUGGUGUUGGCCUGCUUCCUGGUCCGGGGGCUGCUGCUGCGAGGGGCGGUCGAUGGCAUCCUGCACAUGUUCACUCCUAAGCUGGACAAGAUGCUGGACCCCCAGGUGUGGCGGGAGGCAGCCACACAGGUCUUCUUCGCCCUGGGGCUGGGCUUUGGAGGCGUCAUCGCCUUCUCAAGCUACAACAAACAGGACAAUAACUGCCACUUCGAUGCUGCCCUGGUGUCCUUCAUCAACUUCUUCACCUCGGUGUUGGCUACCCUCGUGGUGUUUGCCGUGCUGGGCUUCAAAGCCAACAUCAUGAAUGAGAAGUGUGUGGUCGAGAAUGCUGAGAAAAUUCUAGGGUACCUCAACUCCAAUGUCUUGAGCCGGGAUCUCAUUCCACCCCAUGUCAACUUCUCACACCUGACCACCAAGGACUACUCAGAGAUGUACAAUGUCAUCAUGACUGUUAAGGAGAACCAGUUCUCAGCUCUGGGCCUGGAUCCCUGCCUCCUGGAGGAUGAGCUGGAUAAGUCUGUGCAGGGCACAGGCCUGGCCUUCAUCGCCUUCACUGAGGCCAUGACACAUUUCCCGGCCUCCCCCUUCUGGUCCGUCAUGUUCUUCCUGAUGCUUAUCAACCUGGGCCUGGGCAGCAUGAUCGGGACCAUGGCAGGAAUCACCACACCUAUCAUCGACACCUUCAAGGUGCCCAAGGAGAUGUUCACAGUGGGCUGCUGUGUCUUUGCAUUCUUCGUGGGGCUGUUGUUCGUCCAGCGCUCCGGAAACUACUUUGUCACCAUGUUUGACGACUACUCGGCCACUCUGCCACUCACCGUCAUCGUCAUCCUUGAGAACAUCGCUGUGGCCUGGAUUUACGGAACCAAGAAGUUUAUGCAGGAGCUCACCGAGAUGCUUGGCUUCCGGCCGUAUCGGUUCUAUUUCUACAUGUGGAAGUUUGUGUCUCCACUGUGCAUGGCUGUUCUCACCACAGCCAGCAUCAUCCAGCUGGGGGUAUCACCCCCGGGCUAUAGUGCCUGGAUUAAGGAGGAGGCUGCUGAGCGCUACUUGUACUUUCCCAAUUGGGCCAUGGCACUGCUGAUCAUCCUCAUUGCGGUGGCAACCCUGCCCAUCCCUGUGGUGUUCAUCCUGCGGCACUUCCACCUGCUCUCCGAUGGCUCCAACACCCUCUCCGUGUCCUACAAGAAGGGCCGUAUGAUGAAGGACAUCUCCAAUCUGGAGGAAAACGAUGAGACCCGCUUCAUCCUCAGCAAGGUGCCCAGUGAGGCGCCCUCCCCCAUGCCCACCCACCGCUCCUAUCUGGGGCCUGGCAGCACAUCCCCCUUGGAGACAAGCGGCAAUCCCAACGGACGCUAUGGAAGUGGGUACCUCUUGGCUACCACCCCUGAGUCAGAGCUGUGAGCACAGCUCCACCGUCCCUGCCUCCCCUCAAUACCCAACCUGCCCACUUGGUCUGGGCCUGGCCUCUUCCUUUAUGGUGGCCACCAGACCCAGGCCAGUCCAAGGAGAGAAGAUCUGCCCUGCCUCAUUCCCCACCCGAGUCCCUACCUAUGAUCA